Asparagus officinalis (garden asparagus) is the source of this 1081-nucleotide messenger RNA. Its product is annotated as heptahelical transmembrane protein ADIPOR3-like. NCBI's taxonomy places the organism in Eukaryota, Viridiplantae, Streptophyta, Magnoliopsida, Asparagales, Asparagaceae. Gene Ontology annotation, cellular component: membrane. The coding region runs from base 77 to 1081 and encodes 334 amino acids. The record is from RefSeq and is a predicted model, not a curated record. The transcript is spliced from 2 exons. Gene Ontology annotation, molecular function: signaling receptor activity.
ACAAUUUAUUCUUUCUCUCAAAACAACCCCUGUCAGCACUUUCUUGUUAUAGCAUCGAAGAUUUAGCUGUGUGGCGAUGUCUUGUACUGUAACAUUAGAGAAAACUAUAUCUUUCUCCAGAAGCAGCAAUCAAUUUCUCGUUACUCUCAUCAAGGAGGAAGAUAAGAAGGAAAAUACGAGAUCAAUCAAUGAAUUGAACAAGCGCAAACUCGUCAAUUAUGAUUCGUUACCCGAUUUCUUGAAGCACAACGAGUUUGUCGUGAAUUACUAUCGAUCAGAGUGGCCUUUGAAGCAGGCCAUCCUCAGCAUCUUCUCCAUCCACAACGAGACCCUCAACAUAUGGACGCACUUGAUCGGAUUCUUCAUCUUCCUCUCUCUCGCGGCUACUUUGAUGCUUUCUGUCAACGGUGUGUCGAUUCCUCUGAAGCUGCAUCAAGAAUUACUAGUCCUUCCUUCAUUCGAACCGAAAACAAUAAAACCAAUUGCUCGCUGGCCAUUCUACACUUAUCUCACUGGAGCAAUGUUCUGCCUACUAAUCAGCAGCUUAUGCCACCUCCUCUCUUGCCACUCUAAGCACACAUGCUACGUAAUGCUUCGUCUCGAUUACACAGGCAUUUCUGCAUUGAUCGUCACCUCAUUCUACCCGUUACUCUACUACACAUUCGCAUGUGAUCCAUUCUUUCGAAAUCUCUACAUGAGCUUUAUCACUGUCUUCGGUCUAGCCAGCGUAAUUGUAUCGCUGGUGCCCGUGUUUGAAAAGCCUGAGUUCUUGAUGGUCCGGACUGGGCUUUUCGCAUGCAUGGGAUUUUCAGGCUUGGUGCCGAUAAUUCACAAAAUGGUGGCGUUUGGGGAUCGACCGGAGGCUGUCAUCACAACCGUAUAUGAGUUGAUGAUGCUGAGUUUUUAUGGAGUUGGAGUGAUUGUGUAUGCGUUGAGGAUACCAGAGAGGUGGUUGCCAGGGAAAUUCGAUUUGAUUGGACACAGUCAUCAACUAUGGCAUGUUUUGGUCAUUGCAGGAGCUUAUACUCAUUAUCUUGCUGGAUUGGUCUACUUGAGUUGGAGGGAUGUUGAAGGUUGCUAG